This is a messenger RNA of Purpureocillium takamizusanense, 552 nucleotides long. RefSeq lists its product as uncharacterized. The transcript is spliced from 4 exons. Gene Ontology annotation, molecular function: mechanosensitive monoatomic ion channel activity. The record is from RefSeq and is a predicted model, not a curated record. Bases 1 to 552 code for a protein of 183 amino acids. Gene Ontology annotation, biological process: monoatomic ion transport; intracellular water homeostasis. NCBI's taxonomy places the organism in Eukaryota, Fungi, Ascomycota, Sordariomycetes, Hypocreales, Ophiocordycipitaceae.
AUGCCCGCCGACCUGGAACACAGCUCAUCCAGCGAGGCCGAGUCGUUGCUCGGCCGCGGCCAGCGCCGCAUGAAGCGCUUCUUCGACGGCUUCGUCGACUUUGCCUUUCAGGGCAACAUUUUGCAGAUUGCCUUUGGCUUGAUUCUCGCCAACAUCUUCACCGACCUCGUCAAGUCCUUUGUCAGCGCCAUCCUCAUGCCCCCGCUCUCCGUCAUCUUCCCCGUCAACAAGAACAUUGAGCAAAAGUUCGCCGUGCUGCGGUACGGCAGCGGGUACAAUGCCACCACGGGGUACAACACGCUGUUCCAGGCGCAGGAGGACGGCGCCGUCGUCAUGGCCUACGGGUCCUUCAUCUACCAGGUCGUCUCCUUCAUCAUGGUCGGCUUCUCGCUCUACGGCCUCGCCCACAUCUACACCCUCGUGUCCAACGACCCCAUCAUCAAGUACACCAAGAAGUGCAAGUACUGUCGCAAGCGCAUAAACGAAAAGUGUCUGCGAUGCAUCAACUGCACCAGCUGGCAAGACGGACGCGAGGAUCGCCUCGCCACGUAA